This is a messenger RNA of Schizophyllum commune H4-8, 420 nucleotides long. RefSeq lists its product as uncharacterized. The transcript has a single exon. The record is from RefSeq and is a predicted model, not a curated record. Lineage: Eukaryota; Fungi; Basidiomycota; Agaricomycetes; Agaricales; Schizophyllaceae. Bases 1 to 420 code for a protein of 139 amino acids.
AUGGGCGAUAGCUGCGCUUGCUUCGACCUCAUCGCCGGUGUUGAAACAGACACUGAGAUCGACCGUAGCAAGCGUCAACUCGAUGUGGUCAUCCAAGCCACGCCUGCUUUCGUACUUAUUGGUUCCUUCCGCUUUUUCCGGCAGACGGACAUCAAGUUCAGGGACGACGCAUUGUACGCCCUGCAUGUGCGGGUACGCUUCUUCUUCUCAGCCAUUGUACCGACCUCAUCACUUCUCAAGGUUGCGGGCAUGAAUGCGAGUGUAGCUGCUGCAGACGUGGCCUCUUCGUAUGUAACAACACCUACUAUGGUGCAGUUGAUUGGGGACGUAGACUCGGCAUCGGUGAGCUGCCCUUUCCUCCCACGUAUCCUCGAUUCUCACCAAGUGCAACGCAGGUCGUUGGACCGAUCACGAACAUGA